Messenger RNA from Scleropages formosus (Asian bonytongue), 1413 nucleotides. Its product is annotated as brain-derived neurotrophic factor-like. The transcript has 2 exons. Gene Ontology annotation, biological process: nerve development; nerve growth factor signaling pathway; neuron projection morphogenesis. The record is from RefSeq and is a predicted model, not a curated record. Gene Ontology annotation, molecular function: growth factor activity; nerve growth factor receptor binding. The coding region runs from base 321 to 1121 and encodes 266 amino acids. Lineage: Eukaryota; Metazoa; Chordata; Actinopteri; Osteoglossiformes; Osteoglossidae. Gene Ontology annotation, cellular component: dendrite; axon; synaptic vesicle.
GAAGUUGCAGGGGGAGCGAAACCCUCUAGUUGGAAGGCGCAGCAGCACGCAGGCUGGAGCAUGCGGUCUCCCUGCCUGAACCCAUCUCCAAUGGACCCGCUCAGUCAUUGGAGUCCAUUACCUAAGCCGUGCAAUUUCCACCAUCAAUAAUUUAAAACUAUUAUUUGCUCCAAAGGAGCUGAGGAGACAAUCCCAACACGAAGGAAGCCGCACAAUUAAUAGUGGAACUGCGCAAAAAAAAAGCCAUCCAAAUGACUCCCGUUUGUUGAUGCGCUCCUUCACAACUUGACCGCUGAAAGUUCCACCAGGUGAGAAGAGUGAUGACCAUCCUGUUCCUUACAAUGGUUAUUUCAUAUUUAAGUUGCAUGAAAGCCGCCCCCAUGAAAGAUGCCACCGGGAUUCGGGGGCAGGGAGCAGAGGGCUACCUGGUAGACACAGCAGGGGCAUGGGGCCACGGGACUCCAGAGAGCGGAGGCGGGGCCCAGCGCGGUGGGCUGCCGUCCCUAACGGACACAUUCGAGCAGGUGAUCGAGGAGCUGCUGGAAGUGGAAGGAGAGGCGCAGUCGGCAGGCCGUGGUCCUGGAGCGGCAGCAUUGGGAGCGGCGGGAGUGGGAGCAGCGGCGGAGCCCGACGAUGUCGAUGGGUUUGGAUCCCGGGUGGUGAUCAGCAACCAAGUGCCUUUGGAGCCCCCAUUGCUCUUCCUCCUGGAGGAAUACAAAAACUACCUGGAUGCCGCCAACAUGUCCAUGAGGGUCCGGCGGCACUCGGACCCCGCACGGCGUGGUGAGCUGAGCGUGUGUGACAGUAUUAGCCAGUGGGUGACCGCCGUCGACAAAAAGACUGCCAUAGACAUGUCAGGCCAGACGGUCACGGUCCUGGAGAAAGUCCCGGUGCCCAAAGGCCAGCUGAAGCAAUACUUUUACGAGACCAAAUGCAACCCCAUGGGGUAUACAAAGGACGGCUGCAGGGGGAUUGACAAGCGGCAUUACAACUCCCAGUGUCGGACAACCCAGUCGUACGUGCGUGCGCUCACCAUGGAUAGCAAAAAAAAAAUUGGUUGGCGAUUUAUUAGGAUAGACACUUCCUGUGUAUGCACAUUGACCAUAAAGAGGGGGAGAUAGUGAAAGAAAUGUAUAGAUUUUAUGGAGAGUUUAAAAAAGAGAAGAGAAAUAUCUAUUUGUGUAUAUACAUAACAGGGUAAAUUAUUCCGUCAAAUGAAAAUUUUCUGGACUGCAUGUAAAAAAGAUGAAGUUUAUACAGUAAAAGUGAUACUACAGUCUAUUUAUUGAACAUAUUCAUGACCUUGUAAACAAUUAAAAUACCUAAUCAGUCAUUUGCGCACAAUUUAAAUUACUAUAUUACAUUCCUCAAGACAUUGUGGUUUGUUUACGUUGCCAAGAAUCUGAGAAAUAA